AAUGGGAUAGCUUGGGAAAGUUAUUGUAUUAAGCUUCAGGGUAAGGGUUAGCUCAUUGUGAGAAAGAUUAAAAUACACUUACUUAGUAAGUAAACUAAAUUACGUAGUUAUGUUUUAUCGUUAUUCGUUAAUUGUGAAAAAAUACGUAAAAACAGGUUUUCUUAGCUUUCGUAGUUGGGAAAGAAAAAUGAAUAGGCAAUCUUCAGCACAGAGUAGGAUAGAUUACCACUACUAGUACUACUACUACUAGGCCUAUUACUGCAAUUUUACUGAGAUGGAACUGUUGAGAGUCUGAUGGCAGGAGAGUACGUGUUAGAACAAUGACCAAGUCAAGUGUGCAUGUAGUGUGUUUCGAGACAUUCCUGGGGGUUAGUAGCUUGAACUGAGAUUUAUCUACUUGGAUGUAUGUUGAGAGAGAGAGAGAAAUAAGUCGACAAAAUGAGAGUAUGUGCGGCAGGCUCUUGUAAGAGUAAUUCUGAAUUAAAUACGGGAUUAGCAUUUUAUCCUUUACCUAAAGAUGAAUUUGUAAGAGAUCAGUGGAUUGAUUUACUAGGCAUAGAUGAUUCCACAAUAUCUGACCAGACAAGGGUAUGUUCCUUGCAUUUUAAGCCAAAAGAUUAUGCAACCUUUAAAAGGAACUUAAAAGCUGGCUCACUGCCAUCCUUAUAUCUCUCCAAAGAAAAUUCUGUUCCUCUUGUAGAAGUUUCUGAUAGCGGUAGUGAACAUGGUGAUUGUGAAGAAGUCAGAGCAGAAAGUACUCCUGUCAAGGAUAGUUUGGAUGACGAUAGCACACAAGUUAAUGCUGAAACAACAAAGGAAGAAAAGAAACCCGUAAGAAGAGCAUCUCGAAAAGCGGCUCUUCUUGCUGCUGAAAAGAUCCAACGUACUGUACGGGAGUAUGGACUGUUGGAAGGGGUGAGAAGUGAAACCCCAGAACCAGAACUUAGGAGGGAUUCUUCAAUUUCAGCCAAGCUAAAUCUUUCCAAAGAACUGAAAGCAGAACUACUGAAGAAAAAAGCCCCAAACCUAGCACCUACAACUUCACCUUGUAAAAAUAUCACUGUAUCUAAUCAAAUAGGAUAUUCUUACACCAACCAAAAUGCCCUCUACAUGGAAUGUUUUGAAGAAGUACUUUCACCAGUACAGGCUGCAGCUUAUCGACAAGCACAGCAAGAAUAUGAUAAAGUCAUGAAAUACAUCCUGUCUCGAAGAUCCUGCAAGAACGAGAAAGUAAGAAUAAUAUAUACUUCCCACGAAGGUGAGGUACUUAAUACUGUUGGGCCAAUAGAAGAUAGCAAUAGUAGAAUUCAAGCCAGUUUAUCAGGUACAAGGAAAAACUUUGAAAAUAAUAUUAUUUCAAAACCUCUGACUGUCGAAGGAAGACCAGUCCAGUUGACAUCUAAUCUUGAGCAAUCUGCAGUAACACGAGCUGUGGUUUUGACGGGGAAAUCUGGUACUGUGGUACAGAAUCACAAGAUCUUACAGACCACAAAACCAUCAUCAGUUCAAACUACCAGUGGGGAAAACAGUGUACCUGAACUACUGGUUGAUACCAGCACAGGAACAGCAAUGAAGUCUGUAAUGAAGGAUACAACGAAGUUACAGUCAAUGACAGUACAAAAUAAAACUACAGGAGAGAUUCCGAAAAAUUUGACACUGAAACAACACAAUGAAAGUGGUAAGAUAGGGAAGUCGCCUCAUUUACAUACAACUUUAAUCCAAGGUUCCAGUAAAACUGUUUCUGCUCAUUCCUUGAUGGACAUCAAACCCAAACCUUUGACUCAAGUUAGCUCUGAAGAAAUUGAAGAAAGCAUUGAUAAACUAAAAAAGAAAUUGCUGGAAGAGAAAUGUUUCCAAGAACCAGCAUUUUGGUUAGUUACUAUGAAAAUGUUGCCUGAAAAUCCUCUAUGUUUAGUUUGCACAAAAAGCACAUCAGAUCUUGUACCAGAUUCCACUAGUAUAGAUGGCUAUGUUUGGAAAUGUGGCUAUGAAAGAUGCGGAAAAAAAUCCCAGAUAAUUCGACCAAAUUUCUUUGGACGAUUCGGCAUUCCUUUGUCAAAGCUUUUGCAGUUGACUUAUCACUGGUCUGUUCAAUCUGAUCUGAAUGACACUUUGGGUGAAGUAAAUGUAGAUGUGUAUAUGGCGAGGUCGGUAUGGAGAGCACUCCAGGAGGUUUGUGCUAGGGCUCUUGUACUCAAGUCAAAAAAACUCGGCGGGCCUGGCACCAUGGUUGAAGUUUCUUUUGCAUACAUGGGUAGGUUUAGUAUACUUGGAGCUUAUGAUAGAGAAAGUGGAAAAGUUCGAAUGAAAGCUAUUUCUUCAUCAAUGGGUUGGUCUGCAUCUGUCUACAUUAGAAGUUUGGAACCGUGGCUGUUACCCAACUCUGUGAUUGUGUCUUCAGAGGAGAGGAUGAAAGAAAUUACCAGGAGUGGCCAUACCUUUAUUUUAGCUCAUGCAGGGGCUUCAGAAGAAGAAGAAGAAGAACAUAAUGUUAACAAAGUUAAGAAUUACCUAUAUGUACAGCUUAGUGCUAUGUUUGGACAGUUCAUUGUCGCUCAGCUUAAACUUGAAACUGUUCAAGGAUAUUUGGAUGAAAUUCAGUGGAGAGAGAGAUUUGGUACCAACCCUUAUGAUACUUUUUCAAACAUUAUAACUGACAUCGGUGAGCAGAGUGGAAGGAAAAUCUCAACAGUUGGUCCUCAAAAGCAAAACCAACUCCCUGAAAAUGUGAUAACUAUGAUUGGGGAAAAAAAUGACUUGAAGUACCAAAGAGAAUACAAAGGACAGGUGAAACGUCCUGCUGAAAAUACAAUUCAGAAAACAACAACAACACCUCCAAAAAACCAAAGCCUGAUGAAGCUGUAUAUGUCAUUCUUUCUGAAUAUUACUAUGCAAAGAAAGAAGGAAAUAGUGAAGAAGUAGCAAAAGAAUCCAAAGAAAGUUUCCAGUUUAAGUGUCAUUUUUGCAAGAAGGUGUUAGACAACAACAUUAAAGUCAUGAAGCACAUAAAUUGUCACAUUGAGAACACACGACAGAAAAACCCAGACUUGAGUGACCUCACGCAGUGCAAGUACUGUUUCAGAGACUUUGAGACACCCUUCAGCAUGCAGUGUCACAUUGAAACGGUGCAUAUGAAGAUGGAUGCUUCAACUUGCCAUAUUUGUAAUCAGGCUUUUUCAUCCAGAUUUACUCUGUGUGCUCAUAUGAAAUCUGUGCAUGUAGAGUGUGAAAUGCCGUAUGUCUGUAAGGUUUGUAGCUUCAGGGCUUCAAUGCAUCAGCAAGUGCUAGAACAUUUCCAACAG
Messenger RNA from Limulus polyphemus (Atlantic horseshoe crab), 3302 nucleotides. RefSeq lists its product as uncharacterized. NCBI's taxonomy places the organism in Eukaryota, Metazoa, Arthropoda, Merostomata, Xiphosura, Limulidae. The record is from RefSeq and is a predicted model, not a curated record. Bases 439 to 2922 code for a protein of 827 amino acids. Gene Ontology annotation, molecular function: sequence-specific DNA binding. The transcript has 13 exons.